Messenger RNA from Trichoplusia ni (cabbage looper), 1500 nucleotides. RefSeq names its product DET1- and DDB1-associated protein 1. NCBI's taxonomy places the organism in Eukaryota, Metazoa, Arthropoda, Insecta, Lepidoptera, Noctuidae. The transcript has 4 exons. The record is from RefSeq and is a predicted model, not a curated record. The coding region runs from base 144 to 449 and encodes 101 amino acids. Gene Ontology annotation, biological process: positive regulation of proteasomal ubiquitin-dependent protein catabolic process. Gene Ontology annotation, cellular component: Cul4-RING E3 ubiquitin ligase complex.
AUAAAUAGUUGUCAUUCUCAUCUGGUUGCUCGUGCAAGCGAUCGUUGAGAAUUUUAUUUUUGAUUAUUUUGGCUUUAUUGUUUGAUUUAUCAAAUUGUCGAUUGUUAAGUAACGUGUACCGACCAUAUCAUUAUAGGUCUAUAAUGUCGGUGAUGGAAUUCCUUAAGGAUCUACCGUCGUACGACGAGCACAACUUCACUCUUUUCAAUACGGACCAUGGAAUCAGAAAUUGUUCUAAAAGACCGUCAAUAUACUUACCAACUAAGGAUAUACCAUCUGAACAAAUUAUUGUUACAGAAAAAACAAAUAUACUGUUAAGAUACCUUCAUCAGCAAUGGGAGAAAAAGAACAACAAUUCACCGAAAAAGCGCGACCAGAGCCACAUCGAACAAAACGGCGACGACAAUCGACCUCGCAAGAGGCCUUGUAUCAACUCUCCGCUCAACUGAAGAUCUGCUAACAAACCACCUAGUUUGUGCUUCAGUUAUAGACUUUACCAAGUGUAUGGCAGUUUUGUAUUGACAUUUAUAUUACACAGUUUUAAGUCAAAUUAUACUAUGGUUCUUGAAACUCAUUGGUCUCGUGUAUUCUGGGAGGAAUAAAUUCAUUUAUUUGUCAAGUGCCAUUACAUUAGAAUCUUUGAACUUCUUUAUCGUAUUAUAUGUGGCUGUAAGUUUUGUAUUUUAGUGGAAAAUUGCUGUAUGAAUUAUGUUCAUUCCAAGUUUUAAUAUUAAGUUUUUACGCAAUAAAUAUUUCUUAGAGUCCAUAAAAUUCGAAUGGAAUAUAUCAAUAGCCUUAACAAAGUAAAUUAAGAAUGUGUUCAGUAAUUUAAGCGCUUGGAAUAUAAAUCUUAGUUAUGCAAUAUUUGAUGGUGCCUCGAUUAAAUAUUUCUGUUUGUAGCAUAUAAUUUUUUAAAGUCAAUUUAUCAGUAACAUCAAAAUACAUAUGUAUUAAAUAUCAUUCGUAUUUUACCAUUGUGUAUUUACAUAGACAACAUGAAGAUAUAUUUUGCUAAAGCAGAUCAUUGCAACUUAAAUGUUGUGGUUUGGGAGGUACACGGAUUGCAUACUACACCAUGCAAAGAAGCUUUAGGCCGUCAUGCAAAAGAAAAACAGCAGUUAGGUUGUACCAACUAGUUCACCAUUCACAAAAAAAAUAUUCUUUUAUCAGCACUGCUACAUAUUCCUUUCUUCAAAAUUAAAUGCUUAUUUUAUAUCAUCUUUUUGGCAUCUUACAUUUAGCUAUGUUAUAGGUUAAUAGUUUUAUAUUAAGUAAAGCUUAUGAGGUUUAAAUCUGUGUAGUUUAAAGUGGAGUUUGUAACCUUGAAUUGUGUGUUCUUUAAAAAAAGGAUUGAAUAUUUGUGAUUUAAAAUUAUUUGUAAUGGAAUACAAGAGAUUGGUUUGGCCAAUACUUUGUUCUUAUGAAGCUUGUCUAAUAUAUUACCUUUGUCAUGUAUUUUUUUUAUUUUAAAUUUUAGAUCUUUACACUUAUGUCACAAAA